AUGCUAGAGGGGAAGGGCAUGGCACCGACAGCUGACCUGACAGCCCUGUGCAGCCUGGGCUCCCGUCGUGCCAGUAACCACGAGAGGCAGGAGCAGCGCCAGCCCAGGCUCCUGCCCACGUUUUGCCCGGGAUGGUUCCCGGGCGAGCUGCAGCCCCGGGCAGCCAGACACGGUGUGUGGAUGAUGUGCGGGCCCCUGCGUCGCUUCAUUUACCGGCCUUCAGAGCUGUGCCUUGGCAAGGAUCGCUUGCCCAUUCCCGGUGCAGCGAUAGGUGCCUUCCUGCAGCCCCCUCCGGGCGAAAACACUCCAGGUACGGGGGGGCUGCAGGCAGUGCCGCAACUCACCAUCAAAACUCCCUUCCUACCCCAAAUACGUACAGAUCGUUUUGGGGUUUUUCUGUCCGGGUGCGGCCAGGCUGACCUGACAGCCCUGUGCAGCCUGGGCUCCCGUCGUGCCAGUAACCACGAGAGGCAGGAGCAGCGCCAGCCCAGGCUCCUGCCCACGUUUUGCCCGGGAUGGUUCCCGGGCGAGCUGCAGCCCCGGGCAGCCAGACACGGUGUGUGGAUGAUGUGCGGGCCCCUGCGGGAACCGCAUCUCCUCUGGGUUCGCUUCCUUUUCCGGCCUUCAGAGCUGUGCCUUGGCAAGGAUCGCUUGCCCAUUCCCGGUGCAGCGAUAGGUGCCUUCCUGCAGCACCCUCCGGGCGAAAACACUCCAGGUACGGGGGGGCUGCAGGCAGUGCCGCAACUCACCAUCAAAACUCCCUUCCUACCCCAAAUACGUACAGAUCGUUUUGGGGUUUUUCUGUCCGGGUGCGGCCAGCUUUUAGAGGCUGCCUGUGAAGAGAAGCCUGCCGGGAGAGAAGGGCCCUCCAAAAGAACCGGCACCCUCACCGAGGACCUUCAUUUAUCUGUUGCUGUACCCAAAGUUCCCUCUUCACCAAGACAUGAAUUUCCUGCAGACUGGAGUGUUAAAACACGACUUCUAUUUAUGUCCUCCCAACCCUUUACCUGGGCAGAACAUUUAAAAGCACAAGAGGAAGCUCAGGGAUUUGCUCAGCAUUGCAGAGCUGUAGAAACCAACUUGCCCCAGAGUGUACAGGAACCAAAGCUGUCCACAGAACUGCGUUGUGCCUUUCAGCAAAGCCUUGUUUACUGGCUUCACCCUUCACUGCCCUGGUUGCAGCUGUUCCCUCGGAUUGGAGCAGACAGAAAAAUAGCUGGAAAGGCUAGUCCUUGGUCACAGGAUGAAGCCUUGCAGCAAGUGCUAAUGAGUGACUGGUCUGUCAGCUUUACUUCUCUGUACAAUCUGCUCAAAGCCAAACUGUGUCCCUACUUCUACGUUUGCACCUACCAGUUUACUGUCCUGUUCCGUGCAGCUGGUCUUGCAGGAAGUGACAUGAUCACGGCUGUAAUUUCUCCCACAACUAGAGGUUUAAGGGAAGCCAUGAGAAAUGAAGGCAUAGAGUUUUCUUUACCUUUAGUAGAAGAAAGAAACAGAAAACAGAAAAACUCUGAAGGGAAUUUUGAAACAGAAGUUACCAACAGUCUUGAAGUGGGCAACUGCAUGGAAGAUGGAGAGGAAGCAGCUCCAAGUGAUGAUGACGAUGAUGAAAGUUUCUCUUGGCUUGAGGAAAUGGGAGUCCAAGAUAAGGUUAAGAAACCAGAUACUAUUUCUAUUCAACUCCGUAAGGAGAAGCACGAAGUGCAGGUGGAUCAUAAACCUGAAUCCCUUGCAUUAGUGAGAGGAACAAACACAUUUACCUUGCUGAACUUCUUGAUAAACUGUAAGAGCCUAGUGGCUGCUGCAGGUCCACAAGCAGGGCUGCCACCAACUUUGUUGUCCCCUGUCGCUUUCAGAGGCGGAACAAUGCAGACACUCAAAGCUCGAAGUAUAAAUGCCAAAGCCAGGGUCCACUUGGCAUAUGAGAAUAUAUUCAGUUUGGAGAUCGUAGGCCCUGUCAUGCCUCAUUCCCUGCAUUCACUGACAAUGCUGCUCAAGUCUGCACAGAGGGGAGCAUUCUCUGCAGUACUAUACACACAUGAGCCAACUGCUGUGUUUAACACUUGUCUUGAUAAUGCAAACCCUGCCUUAAAUAAGGAAACCGUAUGCAAAGAUCUUCCUAUGUGUGGUCUGCAUCCUGAGACUUUGGAUCAACUGAGUCAGUGUCCGACGUUGGGAAAAUCUUCCAUCAGAUUUCUGGAAAUGAAGGAUUAUGCUUACACCUGGAAGUCCUAG
Messenger RNA from Chaetura pelagica (chimney swift), 2235 nucleotides. RefSeq names its product downstream neighbor of SON (gene DONSON). The coding region runs from base 1 to 2235 and encodes 744 amino acids. The record is from RefSeq and is a predicted model, not a curated record. Lineage: Eukaryota; Metazoa; Chordata; Aves; Apodiformes; Apodidae. Gene Ontology annotation, cellular component: nucleus. The transcript is spliced from 12 exons. Gene Ontology annotation, biological process: nuclear DNA replication.